AUGCUGCCUCAGGAAGCAUCAUCCUGUACGCCUCCCAGCAGCGACAUCGAGCUCGACCAGCGCCUGCCGCCAUCUCCACCGCAAUCGCCGAAACCACAAUCGCGCUCCAACGUCGACCGCCUUGUCACGUUUCUACGCCUACGAAAAGCUGGACAACCGAUCGCAUAUCCUACAAACUGCGACUGGAAGCGCUUUAAGCUCAGCCCAGCGCAGUUCGAAGAGUUCUGCCAACGUUUGAGGGACGAAGUCGGACUUCGGGCCUGGUUCGACGAUAAGGCACGCUACGAGUACGAUCCCACGGAGGCGGAGUUUGUCCUGCGCAUGCCCUCGGCUGUUCUUGAGCGAUUCCUGGCCUGUGUUGAGGAUGCAAUAAGUGCGGCCAUCACAGCGUUAGCAGUUCAACUUGCAGCGGAUCAUCAUGAAGCAGCGGCAGAGAGCUUGAGGAAGAUCUAUAACGGUCGCAGCACAACUCUAGAACUGCAUGCGCCAAAGCUCGAGAACAGCAGUCAGUCGUCGCAAUCCAGUGCAGGAGGCCUUGUGGUGCAACGAAGUCCCGAUGCUUCAUUCUUCCAUCCCGGCGGAGCGCUGCCCGCACUGAUCCUGGAGGUGAGCUAUUCUCAGCAGCGGAAAGCUCUUCCCAGGAUUGCAGAGCGCUACAUUGUGGACUCAAGGCAUCAGAUCAGGUGUGUCCUGGGCCUGGACGUUACGUAUGCGAGCGGGAAGAGGAAGGACAAGACGGCGACGGUCAGCGUGUGGAGACCUGCAAUGGAGCAAGACGAGGAAGGCGAUGACGUGGGUGUAUGCCGAUGCGAUGUGGAUGCGGUGGCCUUCCGAGCAGGUGACGGAACAGCUUGUGAGGGCGAGAUCGAACUGUCGACCAGCGAUUUCCUGCCUUGCGAUAUCUUGGACACCUUGCCGGAAGUCGCACGAUCCGGGCACUUCACGAUCACAUUCGCCCAACUUGCAGAAUUCCUCGCGGAUGCCGAAAAGAUCAAUCAUCGACAUUCCAGGACAUUGACCAAGAAGUUCCGCAAGCGCAAGCGUACACCCUCCGAGGAUCUUUCCGAUCAUCGCGAGGAAGCUUUCGCCAAGCAGGAAGAAGCAGAUCUGGAGAAAGAGCAACGAGCUGAUGACGAGUGGAAUGAGCCAGGCCACAUAAACGCAUCUGCUGGUCAGAUCGAGGUGGUAGAACGCAGACGCAGUAAGCGGAACAAGAGCGGGAGGUCUGUUGGUGAGGCCAGCUGA
This is a messenger RNA of Fulvia fulva, 1245 nucleotides long. RefSeq lists its product as uncharacterized. The coding region runs from base 1 to 1245 and encodes 414 amino acids. The transcript has a single exon. NCBI's taxonomy places the organism in Eukaryota, Fungi, Ascomycota, Dothideomycetes, Mycosphaerellales, Mycosphaerellaceae. The record is from RefSeq and is a predicted model, not a curated record.